This is a messenger RNA of Miscanthus lutarioriparius, 1173 nucleotides long. The record is from the annotation of a GenBank genome assembly. Lineage: Eukaryota; Viridiplantae; Streptophyta; Magnoliopsida; Poales; Poaceae.
AUGGGCUCGUCAAGCGCGAAACGCUUCUCCCUGCGCAGCAUCGGAUCCGCGGCGGCGCUCAUCUUCCUCGUGCUGCUGUUGGUCGUCGCCGGCGGCGUCGCCACACUUCAUCACAGGGACAACACGCCGGAACGGGGCGUCGUCGUCCGUGUAAACGAUCGCCUCCUUCCGCGCAAAAUACUUCGACUCGAGGUCAUCGAAGAAGCCAGCAGCAGCAUCGACUUCGCGAACCAACAACACAGGCCGCCGCCGCUGCUUCCAAGGGGACUCGUCCGUGAAACCAGCAACCUGGAGAUGGAACCGUCACUGGCCGGCGACCCCGAGCGGAUGCAUGCAGCAGCGCCAACAAAGCCGAAGAGCCUCCUGGCGGUGCCCGUAGGGAUCAAGAACAAGGCGGUCGUGGACAAGCUGGUGUCCAAGUUCCUGGCCGCCGACUUCACUGUGAUGCUGUUCCACUACGACGGCGAGGUGGAGCAGUGGGGCGACCUGGAGUGGUCGGACCGGGCCGUGCACGUGGCGGCGCGGGGGCAGACCAAGUGGUGGUUCGCCAAGCGGUUCCUGCACCCGGACGUGGUGGCGGAGUACGACUACGUCUUCGUGUGGGACGAGGACAUCGAGGUCGACGCCUUCGACCCCGUCAGGUACCUCGACGUCGUGCGGAGGGAGGGCCUCGAGGUGUCGCAGCCGGCGCUCGACCGCCGCUCAGAGAUCCACCACGCCAUCACGGCGCGCCCGCUGUUGCCGACGGCAGACGGCGUGCACCGGCGCGUGCGAGGGAACGCCCGCUGCGACGGCGACAGCACCGGCCCGCCGUGCGUGGGGUGGGUGGAGGUGAUGGUGCCCGUGUUCUCGCGCGCGGCGUGGCGGUGCGCGUGGGGGAUGGUGCAGAACGACCUCAUCCACGGCUGGGGGCUCGACUACAGGCUCGGAUACUGCGCGCAGGGCGACCGCGCUAUCAAUGUUGGCGUCGUCGACAGCGAGUACGUGCUCCACCGCGGUGUCCCCAUGCUUAGCGACGGCGGCACCGCGACGCCGUCGGCGGGGCGCGCGGCGGUGAGGUUACGAUCGUUCAAGGAGAUGCAGGUAUUCAACAGGAGAUGGGGGGUGGCUGCUGCGGAGGACGAUUCCUGGACUGAUCCUUACACAGCAGCAGAGCCUCGGACGGCAAAGUGA